Messenger RNA from Ruditapes philippinarum (Manila clam), 1246 nucleotides. RefSeq names its product solute carrier family 22 member 6-like. Gene Ontology annotation, molecular function: transmembrane transporter activity. Lineage: Eukaryota; Metazoa; Mollusca; Bivalvia; Venerida; Veneridae. The record is from RefSeq and is a predicted model, not a curated record. The transcript has 5 exons. The coding region runs from base 642 to 1184 and encodes 180 amino acids.
CAGUAGAUUCCCAAACAAAGAAUAUAAACUAUUUUGUAUGAAUAAUAAUAAUUUGAGCGUGCUGAACAAUCGAUCGGCUUUGUGGCGAAUGUCAAUGGAGUAAUUAAACCAGAUCUUGAGGGUCUAUUUGAAACAGCUCAAAAGGAAAUUGCAGCAACGUCAGAUUAAAAUAUAUCACCAUUUUCAUUCACCAUAUUGUGGUCAAACAAAGACCUCCGAAUAAUUACGUUAUCCUUAGCAGUACCCUGGCAAGUACCUUAAAGUUUUCAUAAAUUGCUUAAGCAUAUAUGUUGUACAUUUAAUUGCGUUCAUACUACCUUUGCGAGUACUUUGAUUUUUGUUUAAAUACAUAAUCGUAGAUAAUGAUUUGCAUAUCUGACAUGACAUCGCCAUUAAGCAUUCAUUAAUUAAAUAAAUGUCUGUUCAAUAUUUCAGCUGAAUCUGGUGUCAUCGAAAAUCGGUUAUUAUAUUUAUUGAAUAGGAAAUGAAAUCUAACGCUUGUUAUUUGAUAUUAGGUUUAAUCACAUCCUCUAUAUUUCCGCCAAUAAAUUGUGAUUGAAAGAGAAAUUAAUAUCUAUUCAGUAAAAUGUUUGCUGAGUUCUUGUUUUUGUAGGUUUGCAAUUUGCGGUUCGUGGUUUUGUAUGGCUUUAGGAAUGGAGAGUUUUCCUGUUAACAUUUAUUUGACAAUAUUUCUUGUUAAUCUUGUUGACUUACCCUCCGUUUCUGUCACUGCUCCUCUUAUGAAUAGAUAUGGUAGAAAGAAAUAUUUUGUGUUUCUUACUGUGACUUCUGGUAUAUUCAGUGGAAUAUCAGGCGUUAUGCAACAUUAUGGAAACCUCAGCAGUCAUUCAGUUUACGUCACCACAAUAUCUUUAGUAUUAGCGCUCCUUGCGAAAAUGACACUGGCAACGGGUUAUUAUGCACUCAUUAUAUACACAACUGAACUGUAUCCUACAGUAGUAAGGGGAAUAGGAUAUGGAUUUUUGUCGACAAUUGGAAGAAUUGGCGCGAUUGUUUCCCCGGUUCUGAUUUAUCUGGAUGGAAUUUUACCUGGAACAAUGUAUUUUAUCUGUGGAGUGAUGAUUGUUCUGUCGACAGGCUGUGUACGACGUUUAACAGAAACAAAUGACGUAAUGUUACUUGACUCACUUUCAGAUCAGACAAGAACAUCUGAACAUAAAUGAAUAUAAAUCUGUAACGAGGUACAUUGUGCAAUUGCGAAAACAAGAAAAUAAUGUUUUUGAAC